AUGGCAACACGAUUUGUUUCUCCCGAGAAACACGAUCAGGCACAAGACGCUCCAGCAACUUCGGAAAGUGCUUCAGGCUACCAACCCGGCCAUCCUGGCUCCCAUCCACCCGCAGAACAUCAGCAAAACCAGUCUCAUACUCAUGCAUCUGAAUCUGGUAGAAGUCGCACCCGGCCUGGCCCUUCUCAUCAACUCCCAGACGCUCAGCCAACGGAUGAUCGGCCACCUGGUCUCGCUUUUCCACCAGAGCCAUCAAAGGAUGUUCCUGUCACGCGUCAGGUUCUCGCUUCAUACGCCCCUGAGGCUCCUGCCCAUCAGCUAUCAGCCUUCGUUCAGCCUGUUUCCCAUCAACUCCGACAUGACCUUUCCCAUCCCUACGCAAUACCUGGCCACCAAUUUACCGAUCAUGCGUAUUCAAACCCUCCGACAAACGUGUUUCCCGCGCUCCUUCCAAGCUUAAUCUCCUGGAUCGACCAAGAUACAGUCCGCAAUUACCUCACUAUUGCCGCCGUUCAUCACAGAGAUAUCCGCGACAUGGUAGAAAGAGAGUACGAAAGGAUUGUAGAGGAACACGAGGCUAGGAAUAAAGAAGAUGCCGACAUCUUGUCCUUCGCUCAGGAGCGCAUAAGGGUACAAAAGACUCUCGACCAGGAGUAUGAAACCCUUCCAGAUCCCAUGAAAUGGGAGAUACUUGAUCAGGCGCUCGACACGAUCAAUCGAAAUAUCAUGGCCAUUCCUCCCCUUGUGCGACCGGGAAGCAAUUGGAAAACCAAGUUCAAUGCUUUCCUCAACCUCGUCUGGAUAGGCAGCGCGAUAGUAGAUGGUGACGGCAUGCUCCCCGCUGUAAUCAGAUCUCAUAUGGUCGAUGGUUCUGAACUCGUGAAGGCGCUUUAUCAUGUCUGUGCGAUGAUGAGUGAGGCGGAGGUCUCGAACGACGGUACUCAUCUUCUGGAAAACUUGCUAGGGCUCGAAAGCAUUCGAGGACAUUGGUUUCAGGGUCUUGAAAGAAUUGUGGACAUGUUUCGGAAAAUUAUGCAGCAAGGCAGGGUGAGCUGA
Aureobasidium melanogenum CBS 110374 is the source of this 1056-nucleotide messenger RNA. RefSeq lists its product as uncharacterized. The transcript has a single exon. NCBI's taxonomy places the organism in Eukaryota, Fungi, Ascomycota, Dothideomycetes, Dothideales, Saccotheciaceae. The coding region runs from base 1 to 1056 and encodes 351 amino acids. The record is from RefSeq and is a predicted model, not a curated record.